This is a messenger RNA of Moneuplotes crassus, 1037 nucleotides long. The record is from the annotation of a GenBank genome assembly. Lineage: Eukaryota; Ciliophora; Spirotrichea; Euplotida; Euplotidae.
GUCAAUCUUGAAUACCUUCACUCCUGUGAGUCCUUUGUCAUUAAAAAUCUGCAUGAUCUUGCUUUCAGACAAGUUUGAGAGUUUAAACUCGAAUUUCUUCAAACUCUUGCUCAAUUCUGAUUUGCCAAAUGCUUUGACUAUCUCUUCUAGCUGACUCGAGUACUCAUCCCAGUCUGAUGAUUCUCCACACAUAAUAUUGAUUUCUGACUAGCUCACCAGAGAUCUUAUAAGUUGAUAAAACGUCUCGUCAAGCUCCUUUGCUAGAUAUCAGCUCUCUAAGUCAAAAGUAGCUGCUUCUUAAUCAUCUUGAUAAGGCAUGUGUCUGGCUUUGAUCAUGGUCCAUAUCAAAAUAUUGUACUCUCACAUUGUUUGCAUAUUUUAUGAAUCCUGAGAGUUCAAAGAAAUCUACAGAAGCUAGAAUCUCAAUCUCAAACUUGAUACCUCUCAGCUCCUAUUGCUCUAACUUUAUCUCCAAGUGAUCUUCCAUCAUCUAUUUAUUUUCAAAGCUUUGUCCUCUCAUAAAAAUAUGUUCUUUACUUUAAGCCUCCUCUCUGGUUGAAUUAUCACUUUGCAUUUGUCAAACACUCAGGCCUGGAAUGCUAACUCCACUGCUCCAGUACAGCUAUUCAAAAUCCUGGUGAAUCCCUUACUGGUCAUCCUCAGUAGGACAAGAUAUACCACUCCAGGUGCAGUAGAAACCUAGAGGCCUGCUACUUAGCUUAAGAAGAGAUGAGAAGGAUCAUGCAGGGGUUGGGGUGUACUUGGAUGCAGAGGUUACAGAGGAGAGCCAAAGGAAGAAGAUGAUGGAGAUUUAGGUAUAGUUCAAAGGAAAAAAGAGAAGGAGAGGGAUAUAAGAGUGCUAUAAAUCAUUAAAUUUUGUAAGAAUUCGCAAACUGCGCUGGAUAAAUUUGCCUCACCUGCCACUUUGAAGGCUUGAAGGGGCCAAUGAUGAUUUUAGAAGAGCAUAUUUAUUCAAAAUGAUGUUGAACCUUUCAGUUGCCUUGUCAUAUCUUUAAAUGCCCUACCAACCAGCUAUA